Quercus lobata is the source of this 1522-nucleotide messenger RNA. RefSeq names its product hydroxypyruvate reductase (gene HPR). Bases 70 to 1230 code for a protein of 386 amino acids. The transcript has 13 exons. Gene Ontology annotation, molecular function: glyoxylate reductase (NADPH) activity; NAD binding; hydroxypyruvate reductase (NADH) activity. The record is from RefSeq and is a predicted model, not a curated record. Gene Ontology annotation, cellular component: cytosol. NCBI's taxonomy places the organism in Eukaryota, Viridiplantae, Streptophyta, Magnoliopsida, Fagales, Fagaceae.
UAGCUCUUGAAAAGCUCUGUUUCAUUACUAUACUAUACUUGCUUGAACUCUGAGCACCAAUUAGCUAUCAUGGCCAAGCCACUUUCAAUUGAGGUGUGGAACCCAAAUGGAAAAUACAGAGUUAUCAGCACCAAACCCAUGCCUGGAACUCGCUGGAUCAAUCUCUUAAUUGAACAAGAUUGUCGGGUCGAAAUAUGCACACAAAAGAAAACAAUAUUGUCAGUGGAAGAUAUCAUUGCUUUGAUUGGUGAUAAGUGUGAUGGAGUGAUUGGACAGUUGACAGAAGACUGGGGGGAGGCACUGUUUUCAGCAUUGAGAAGAGCAGGAGGCACAGCUUUCAGUAACAUGGCAGUUGGUUAUAACAAUGUUGAUGUCAAUGCUGCUAACAAGUAUGGUGUUGCUGUUGGAAACACCCCUGGAGUACUUACAGAGACAACAGCAGAGCUGGCAGCUUCACUUUCUUUGUCAGCUGCUAGAAGAAUAGUUGAAGCUGAUGAGUUCAUGAGAGCAGGCUUAUAUGACGGAUGGCUUCCUCAUCUGUUUGUGGGAAACUUGCUUAAAGGACAGACUGUUGGGGUGAUUGGAGCUGGUCGUAUUGGAUCUGCUUAUGCUAGAAUGAUGGUUGAAGGAUUCAAGAUGAACCUGAUUUACUAUGAUCUUUACCAGUCCACACGCUUAGAAAAGUUUGUUUCAGCUUAUGCUGAGUUCCUAAAAUCCACUGGUGAAAAACCUGUGACUUGGAAAAGGGCAGCCAGCAUGGAUGAGGUGCUUCAAGAGGCAGAUGUGAUAAGUCUUCACCCAGUUUUAGACAAAACCACUUUUCAUCUGAUCAACAAAGAAACACUUUCAAGGAUGAAGAAGGAAGCAAUACUUGUGAACUGCAGUAGGGGGCCUGUCAUUGAUGAAGUAGCUCUUGUGGAACAUUUGAAAGAGAAUCCUAUGUUUCGAGUUGGUCUUGAUGUGUUUGAGGAUGAGCCCUACAUGAAACCUGGGCUUGCUGACAUGAAGAAUGCUAUUGUGGUACCUCACAUUGCUUCUGCUUCUAAGUGGACUCGUGAGGGAAUGGCAACACUGGCAGCUCUGAAUGUACUGGGAAAGAUUAAGGGAUAUCCAGUUUGGUCUGAUCCAAAUAGAGUAGAACCAUUCCUAAACGAGAAUGUUCGACCACCAGCUGCAUCUCCAAGCAUUGUCAAUGCUAAAGUCUUAGGUUUGCCUGUUUCGAAGCUAUAAAUAUGGAUGCUGAUCAUACAAGGGCCUUCUAGUGCAAAUUGUCUAAUUCUUUGGAUGUUUGAGCAUGGGCUCUUGUGAGAUUGCUUCUCUGAGGAGUACUGAUAACUUGUAUAUUUGCAUAUGAGGUGCUGGUGAUAAUGUGUAUCUACUUUACUAUCUUAUAUUACUGGCUGUAAUAUCAUGCCAAUGCAAUGGCUUACCCAUAAAGCCUUUACAUCUAUUUGCACUUAGGAUUUGGAAUUAUUAGGUUAAUUUUAAGCCCUUUUUCACUGGAUGGCGGCUUUAUUUUGAA